Messenger RNA from Thlaspi arvense, 1323 nucleotides. The record is from the annotation of a GenBank genome assembly. Lineage: Eukaryota; Viridiplantae; Streptophyta; Magnoliopsida; Brassicales; Brassicaceae.
AUGAAAGGGGCAGGUGUUAAGAAGAAAACCCAGGUAGUGAACGACGCCGGUGAAGCGGAGAUGGCGGUGGAAAUUGUCGGGGAAAGCCGGAGAAGAAGCGGCGACGGUGGGUUUGCCAGUGAAGACGGCGGAGCAGGUGGAAGUGGAGAGUCGAUUCUUCGCGAGAUGGGUGAUGAUAGGCGUACGGAGGAUGGGGAAGAAGAAGAAGAAGAAGACGAAGAUGAUGAAGACGACGGAGAAGAGGAAGAAGAAGAAGCAGCAGAAGGGAAAGAGGAGAGGCCUAAGCUGGAUGAAGGGUAUUUCGAAAUCGAAGCUAUUCGUCGUAAGAGAGUUAGAAAAGGAAAGGUCCAGUAUCUAAUCAAAUGGCGCGGGUGGCCCGAAACUGCCAACACAUGGGAGCCUCUAGAGAAUCUUCAGUCCAUUGCUGAUGUUAUAGAUGCAUUCGAAGGAAGCUUGAAGCCAGGGAAGCCUGGUAGGAAGCGGAAGCGCAAAUAUGGAGGCCCUAAUUCUCAGAUGAAGAAGAGGCAGCAACGUGUAACGUCUACCUCACGCGAUGGUGCUGAGAAAUCAGGAUCGUCUACAUCUCUCAACAACUCUAGCCUUCCUGAUACUACUACUGGUCCGGUCGACCUCAGCGGUUCGAGUCUACUAAAAGGAGAUGGGGAGGCGAGGAACGCUUCUGUAUCCAACCAAGUGGAAGCUAACAGCGGGAGUGUUGGGAUAAUCCGGCAAGUGAGUUUGGUCGAGGAGGAGAAAGAAUACGAUCCGACGCUGAACGAGCUAAGGGGACCGGUCGUUAACAGUAACGGUGCAGGGUGUUCUCACGGAGGGGACAUUGGUUCUGAAGGUGAUAAUGUAAGACCAAAUGGGCUUCUCAAGGUUUAUCCUAAGGAGGUUGAUAAGAACAGUCGUUUCAUAGGUGCUAAGCGGAGGAAGUCUGGUUCUGUGAAAAGAUUCACACAAGACGAAACCACAAGUAACAACCACACAGCAGCUACAGAUCAGAAUGUGACACCAGAUUUGGCUGCAUUAUCCUCUUUUGGUAGGAUCGAGGGGAUAGGGAGUGAGUACACUGAUGUGCGGGAAAAUAACGAUUCAGCUCAGAAACCAAAUAUUGAGGAUAUGGACAUCACAAAGAUCCUUAAACCAGUGAAGUUUUCUUCAUCUGUAACAGACGGAGUCCAAGAAUCGUUGGUGACCUUUUUGGCGCUGAGGUCUGAUGGGAAGGAGGUGAUGGUGGAGAACAGAUUUCUCAAAGCUCACAAUCCUCUUCUGCUGAUUGAAUUCUACGAGCAACAUCUCAAGUACAAUCGCACGCCUUGA